This is a messenger RNA of Drosophila sechellia, 1808 nucleotides long. It is a transcript of the gene spag, whose product is annotated as RNA polymerase II-associated protein spaghetti. The record is from RefSeq and is a predicted model, not a curated record. Lineage: Eukaryota; Metazoa; Arthropoda; Insecta; Diptera; Drosophilidae. The transcript is spliced from 6 exons. Bases 98 to 1687 code for a protein of 529 amino acids. Gene Ontology annotation, cellular component: protein folding chaperone complex. Gene Ontology annotation, molecular function: protein binding.
GACAGCGAGCAGUGCUGCCAUACUGUCGUAGCGCUAGUAACAGAAAAAACAUAAAUUCACUUAAUAUUUCUUUAACCGCUUGACAACGCAAAUCAUCAUGAGUGCGCAGGAAAAAGCCUUCGAACUGCAGCGCCAGGUGCGCCAGAACGCGCGGGAGUACGAGAACUCCGUGAAGGACUUGUACUCCUGGGAGCAAGACAUCAAAAUCAAGGAGAAAGAGCUCCAGAAGUCGCCGCUUUCUGCCGCCAAUAAGGAUCUGCCGGUGCGCAGUCAUGUCCAGACCGACAAGUCGCGGAAGGAGAGCCCCUCCUCCUCGGCGGCCAGCUCACCCACGGAGAAACAGGACUUGCCAGUGGACCCUGUGGCCCAGCAGUACAAGAAGGCCAACGACAUCAAGGACCGUGGAAACACCUAUGUCAAGCAGGGCGAGUACGAGAAGGCCAUUGUGGCCUACUCCACUGCCAUUGCCGUCUAUCCCCACGAUCCCAUUUACCACAUUAACCGGGCACUGUGCUACCUAAAACAGGAGCGCUUUGAUCAAUGCGUGGAGGACUGCGAGGCCGCCAUUGCGCUGGACAAGCUCUGCGUGAAGGCUUACUACCGGCGAAUGCAGGCCAACGAGUCCCUGGGCAACAACAUGGAAGCCCUGAAGGAUUGCACCACAGUGCUGGCCAUCGAGCCGAAGAACAUCGAGGCCAAGAGGAGCCUGGCCAGAAUCAACGACCGUCUGCGCAAGAUUUCCACAAAAAGUGGGCCAAACUUUACGCCCGAUCGUCCUGGCAUGAUUGAGAUCUUGCCAAUCGAGAAGCCUGCUUAUAAACGCUCCAAGAAGGCAAUGCGCAGUGUGCCCGUUGUAGACGUGGUAUCUCCUCGUGGUGCCAUCGAUGAUAGCAACCAACUACGCAUUUCGGAUGAGGACAUAGAUAAGAUAUUUAAUAGUAACUGCGGCAUAAUCGAGGAGGUUAAAAAAACAAAUCCGAAGCCGACGCCGACACCAGACACAUCAAGUCCACCCAAAGCUGUGACCAUUGCUGAAAGCUCCAAAGAAGCCAAGCCUGCCAAAAAGACUGCGGGCAAGGAAGCACCAGCUGUGGAAGAAACACACAAGGAUACCAAGAUUGCGCCUGAAUCCGAUAAAGAGACCAAGCCAAGUUCACCCAAAAAGACGGCUGUCGAGGUCCCCAAGGUUCAGACUCCAGUUUCUCCGCCAAAGACCACAAUAGAUCGCAGCCCAGAAGUCAAUACCGUGCAAACUGAAAAAAUCGAACAAACUUCGAGCAACAACGCAAUGUCACCCAGUCCAAUAGAGCGCUUCUUACCGCCCGCACCCACGAGCACAGCACAGUUCCAUGUGACCUGGAAGGAGCUGAGUGGUCCGCAGAAGUACCAAUACCUAAAGUCCAUUGAAGUGCCGAAUCUGUGUAAGAUCCUCGGGGCAGGCUUCGAUUCGGACACGUUUGCGGACCUGCUGCGCACCAUCCACGACUACUUUGUACCAAAUAAGGAGCCAAACACGGCAGCUAUCCUGCUGGAGGUCAGCAAAAAUGACGAGUUCACCAUUUUGGCCAUGCUCAUGUCCGCAGAGGAGAAGAAAAUGGUUUCGUCUAUCUUCAACGCCAUCAAGAACUGGCCCAGCAAGAAUCCGGCUGUGCUGGACAACCUAUACAAGGAAUACGGAGUAGCCUAAACACCCAAUGUUUCAAGUUUAAAUGUACUUAAGUUGCUUCAAAUUGUUAGCUCAAAAACCAACUAAAACAACUCAAAUAUAAAGAGGAUUUGUAGAUAGGAUCCCAAAACGUUACACAGAA